AAAAUUUUUUAUUUUUUAUUUUUUAUUUUUUUUAUAAAAAAAUUUAAAAAAAUUCCAAUACUGCGGAGACUGCGGAGAUCACAAAUAUGAGAAAACCUUUACCGUCAUUAUGUUUAGAAAAGAUAUUUUGUGAAAUUUAUAAUGAGGAAGUAAUAAAUGAUAACCCUCUUAAUACAAUUUUAGAUAUAAGAAAGACAUUAUUUAAUUGUUUAUUGGUUAAUCGAGAUUUUUGUAGACAUGUUAUUCCAAUAUUAUGGAGAAAUACAUUUAAUUGGUAUUUACCAUCCUCUAAAUUGAUUAUAACAUAUUUAAGUUUUCUUUCACCAGAAUCAAGAUUUAACCUAACAAAAAGAUUAAAUAAUAUUAAUAUAAGUGAAUUAUUGGAAAUUUGUAGUAAAGAAAGACCAUUUUUUAAUUAUACUUCAUAUUUAAGAGAAUUAGAAUAUCAUAGCGUAUUUAAAAGUGUACAAGAAUUAUGGCCUAAAGAAAUUAAAAGAGAAAGAAAUCGACAAAAUAUUGAAAAUCAAUUAAUAAUGGCGGAAGAAUUAUGUAAAAUGUUUUUAUUACAAUGUCCAACAUUAUAUAGAUUAGAUUUAGCAACAGAUUUAAAUUUUUUAAAUCCUUUCAAAUUCUCAUCAUUAACAUCAACUAAAUCAUGUUUAAUUAAAUUAAGAGAAUUUAAAUGUAGUGACCAUCCAGAUCAACUAAAAAUAUUCACCACUUUAUCAAAUAUAUGUCAUAAUAUUGAAGUAAUGCAAUUAGGAAUUUUACGAGAUAAUGAUAAUUUUAUUGAUUCUUCUUUAUAUGAAGGUAUUCGUCAACUUUUAAGAUCUCAAAGAUAUUUAAAAAAAUUCAUUUGUUCAUUUGCUCAAAAAGGUUUCAUGUCAAUUAUUGGUCCUAAUUUUCCAAUCUCAUUACAAGAUAUUACAUUACAUGCUUGUGAUCUUCUUGACGAGGAAGACUCUUUCAAUUAUUUUAUGGAAUAUUAUAAUCUUACAACUUUAACAUUAAUAGAUUGUAAUAAUUUACAAGGAUCUCAUCUUUCAUCUUUAAAAUAUUUGAGGAUCAAUAAUUUUAAACGAGAAAGGAAUAAUAUGAAAUUAAAUAUUAUAUAUAAUAAUCCAGUACAAUAUUAUGAUAUAAAAUCAAUUAUAAUUCAUAGUAAUGUAAUUUUAACAAAACUUUUACUUGAUGAUAUAAUACAACCUUAUUCACUUAUUGAAGAUAUAACAAAUUAUUGUUCAAAUUUAAUUCAUCUUAGAGCAAAUAUUUCAGCAAAUGUUUUGCCACAAAUUCCUUUAUUAUUUAAAUCAUUAAAGAAAUUGGAAAUUAUUGAAUUAAAAAAUGAAAAAACAUUUUAUGAAAAUUUAAUUCCUAUAACAAUGACAAAUGAAUUAGCAAUAGAAAUUUCAAAAUCAAUACCAAGUUCAUUAUAUAGUUUUACAUUUUUAUUAAUGGUAGUAUUUACAAGUCAAAGUCUUGCAUUAUUUCUUGAACAAUUGGAUGAAAGAUGUAUUAUUAUGAGUGAUACUUCAUAUUAUUCCACAGACGAUGAUGGGGAUGAUGGGGAUGAUAGAAGUGGAAGUGAUGGAGGUGAUGGAGGUGAUGGAGAUGAUGGUUAUUAUUAUGAUGAAUAUAUUGAUAUUGAAAUGAAUCAAGUAAUAUUUGAAGAAUUUUAUAUUAGAAUUGAUUUAGAUGAAUAUAAUGAAUCAAAGGGUGAACAUUUUAAAUUAUUUAAAGAAUUUGAAUGUACAAAAUACUUACAUGACAAUAAUUCUUGUCUAAUUCCCACUUAUAUUGAUGAGUUGGAUGAGUAACUUAAUAAGGAUUAUAAAGACUUUAUAUACUGUACUUUAUUUAUAUAUAUAUAUAUUUAUUUAUU
Messenger RNA from Rhizophagus irregularis DAOM 181602=DAOM 197198, 1882 nucleotides. RefSeq lists its product as uncharacterized. The record is from RefSeq and is a predicted model, not a curated record. NCBI's taxonomy places the organism in Eukaryota, Fungi, Glomeromycota, Glomeromycetes, Glomerales, Glomeraceae.